Molecule: messenger RNA, 1765 nt
Organism: Echinops telfairi (small Madagascar hedgehog)
Lineage: Eukaryota; Metazoa; Chordata; Mammalia; Afrosoricida; Tenrecidae
Gene: HDGFL3
Product: HDGF like 3
Exons: 6
Coding region: 1-561 (186 amino acids)
Biological process (GO): regulation of transcription by RNA polymerase II
Cellular component (GO): nucleus
Molecular function (GO): transcription coregulator activity; double-stranded DNA binding
Source: RefSeq, a predicted model, not a curated record
AUGGUGCAGGACCGGGCAGUGUUUAUUUCCACUAUUGAUGAACUCCCAGAAGGAGCUGUGAAGCCUCCGGCAAACAAGUACCCUAUCUUCUUUUUUGGCACCCAUGAAACUGCAUUUCUAGGUCCCAAAGACCUAUUCCCAUAUAAGGAAUACAAAGACAAGUUUGGAAAGUCAAAUAAGCGGAAAGGAUUUAAUGAAGGAUUGUGGGAAAUUGAAAAUAACCCUGGAGUAAAAUUUACUGGCUAUCAGGCAAUUCAACAACAGAGUUCUUCAGAAACGGAGGGAGAGGGUGGAAAUACUGCGGAUGCCAGCAGUGAAGAAGAGGGCGGGAGAGUGGACGAAGAGGGAAAAGGCAAGAGAAAGAAUGAAAAAGCAGGCUCCAAACGGAAAAAAGCAUACACUUCGAAGAAAUCCUCCAAACAAUCCCGGAGAUCUGCAGGAGAUGACGAUGACAAGGACCGCAAAGAAGAAGAACACAAAAGCAGCUCUGACGGUGGAGAUGCCGGCAACGACACAAGAAACACGGCUUCAGACUUGCAGAAAACCAGUGAAGGGACCUAAUUUCCAGAGCGCUGCAUAUUAAGAGAAACCCCAAGAAAGCUGUACGUUUGGUUGUCUAGUAACCUUGGAGUUGAUAUGAACCUACACGUAGUCUUUGUUGUCAACGACAGACCCCGGUUGUAUGUGCAUUAUCCACAUUCCUCUCUGUUGUGUUUCAGGGGACAAAAAAGACAUUUUAGCCUUUUUUAAGGUUAUUGUUUAAUUUAAUGUUAUUUGGUUGCAUGAAGUUGCCCUUUGCCACUGAGGAUGAUGAAGACUUUUACACAGACCGACCGUGUCUAGGAUCCUUUUAAGGCAGUAUGCUCAUCAUUCUCCUGCCUCUACCCCACCAUCGCCAAGCAGUUAAGUUGUCAGUGCGCAUUUAAAUUGUCACUCAAUGUUUAAGGAUGGGAUUUCCGCUCUGGCAGAACCAACCCAGGACUUAAUUCCUAGAUACAUAAUGUUGGUAUAUUGACCACCAAUUUUAAAUGAUCCUUCAGUUUUGAGGCCAUGUAUGUGUAAAGUUUAACCAUAUUGUAAAAUAUCUAUUCUGUAUUAGAAAUAGCGAGUUGAGAGCUUAUACUUCUCGAAGCUCAUGUUGCUCUGUACACAAACUCAGUCUCUCUCUGUGCAGUUGGUGAGUCCUUUUGUGUUUCUCCGAAUAAAGGCAAUGAUUUAUUCCCACCUCCCAAUGCCAAUACAAUGUGAGCGGACCACUCAAGGUAGGUCCUUCGCGUUUCAGUAAAUCUGGAGUCAGCAGCAGCCCCAUGGGAAACCAACAAAGCAUCGACUUUCUAGUCUGGACUUUGAAAAACUGCUGCUUUCUUUUGGAACUAGAGUUCGAAUAGUUACGAUUCAUCCCACAAACCAUCAUUUUGUGUACGUUAGUGUUGCUGUUGUGAUAACAGAGAAUUUUGUUUAUUUUUAUGCGGCUUCCAUUGUGAGAACACAGUUGUCGGUUUGGGUUUUAUCGACCCUGUGAUGCUGGUCCUUGGAACAUCUUUUGCAUAUUCGAGGUUUGUAGUUGAAAGUUUACUGUAAAAAAAAAUCAAAAACAAAAAAACAUUGUUUUUACAGAAUAAAUUUAUUGGAAUGUGUACUGGGAUUAAGAUUUGAGGUUGUUAGCAACCACGUUAGUGUAAUUUGGCUUCAUAUAUGUAAUGUGAGGUAUUAAUGUAAUUCAUAUAUUAAAGCAAAGGUGGUUAACAGCAAAUUGACAAUAGAA